AUCAUACAUUUCUUAUUUAAAAGUUUUGAAUAUAAUGGGAUUUUUAGUUUUAAAUGAAAAUCCCCUGAUAUUUCCAACAAAACCAUCGUAUCAUGCUUUAUAUUUUGAUGAUAACAAUCAACAACUAAUUAUCAUUAAUACAUAUAAUAAAUUUAUGUACAUAAAUAUAAAAUCUCCAAAUCAUGAAGAACGUAAUUUAAAACUAUUGGAUAAAGGAAGAGUGAUAUCAUUGAAAUUAUCUGCUGAUCUAGAUAUUUUAGCAAUUCAAAGGUCAAAACUUUCUAUAGAAUUUAUUAAUGUAUAUGGAUUUAAUGAAAAUAACAUUAUAUUAUCUGAUGAAUAUUCUCAAUCUAAAAAAAGGGCUGAAAUAUUAGGAUUUAUUUGGCUUUCAAGUAGGUAUAUAUGUUAUGUGACAUUAUCUGGAUGUGAAAUAUAUCAUGUAAUAUGUAAAGAAAAAAUAGUGAAAUUUAUUAGAACAUUUAAUUCAGAAAGAAUAUAUUGGUAUAUUUAUUUGGCAUCUGAAAAUCUACUUCUUUUGUGUACUGGUGCUAAAUCCAAUGUUUUAAAACUUAUUUUUACAAAAGAUGGAAACUUUUCUAAAAUUUCGAAAAUAGAGCAUUUCCAUUAUGAAUUGAUCACAGAUCUAUGUUAUAAAAUGGAGGAGAAAAAUUUUGUUUUAGCUAAAAUUUACGAUUUUUCCUACGUAUUAUUUAUCGAACAUAACCGAUCAAGUUCGCAAGAUCAAUUCUUCGAUCCCACCACGCCAAGGCCAUUUAUAUCAUUGCAUAAAAUACUUUUAGGUAAUAGGCGUUGUCCAUUGACCGAUAUAUUAGUUCUCGGAGCCUUUGGUUUAUCCGGUUCAAUGACCAUCAAUGUAGUUGAUAACGUUAUAGUAGUGCAUAAUCUAACUUCCAAGAACUCUCUCAUCUUUGACCUCAAUCUAUAUACCCUUAAGUCCUCUAAACGAAUUUAUAACGUGCCUGAUUCCGAUGGCAGCCCUCAAUCUAAAACUAUCGCCAUAUCACCCUCCGCAGAUAACUUUCAUAUUAAUAUUCAUAGACCAUUGUUACCUGAACCUAUAUCAAUUUCGCUUCCAAUUAAAUGCAAAUCGGUUGAAAAUCACGCUUUCGAUAAAUACGAAUCUCAACUAUAUACAAAUUAUUGGAACAUCUUUCGCCCGGAUAUUGUGAUAGACACCAAAUUCGGAUUUUAUUGGAAUCUAUCUUUCGAUUUGUCUAAAAUAUCGGAUCUUUUACCUGAUCAAGAAACAAUCACGCGCUUUCUACUCAAUCGAUUCAAUUCUCAUUACGUUUUGGUAGCAUUUUUGAAAAAUUUGAUACUUAUUAACAAAGAUUUAAUUCCUUCGGGCAAUGCACCUGACCUUAAAAAUCGUCUGGAAACUCUCAAAAGUAUUUUUGAUCUUAUCCACACAAAUUGCUCCGAUUUUAACCAAAGUAAUUCACUCGCUAGUAAUGAGGGAGGAGGAAAAUAUAAUAAACUGCCUGCUAGCCCUAAAUCGAGUGUCUCUACUCCAAAUCAACUCUCGUUCAAUUUUAGUGACUUUCAUAGCAGCCAUACUUGCUCCAGAAAUUCUUAUUGCGAUGUUAAAUGCAUUAAUCUUUUCGAUUCCGAAAUACUUUUUACAACCCUAUGGGAAAGUUUAAUGUCAGAAUUUUCAACAAAUUUUGAUGAAAAACUUAACUGGAUUCCUAAAUAUAUACUAGCCGUUGUCUAUGCUUACAUUAACUCUUCUUAUAGAAAUCGUCAAUCUUUACCGGAAAAAUUUCCUCUAAUCUUGACGCAUUUCAUGAUAAAACACCGAUUAUGGAUUCAACUCAAAUUCCUCCUCGUCAACCACUUAGUUCCUAUAACAUCUUCAAUCGUUAACGUAUUAAUAUCAUGCUCAAUCAUUCAAACGCCUCUGAUAUUUUGUUCAGGCGAAGAUGUAUUCUUUGUUGGUACUUCUCAGGACUCCAAUAAUGUCGAUCAAUUAUCUGCUAAUAUAGAUGCUUGCCAAUGGAUAAGUCACAUUUCAAAUGAUAGCCUAAAUAAUAAAGAUGAUUAUUGUCCCAAAAUUGAUAUAAUUAAUCCUAUGGAUCACAAAAUAUCGUUAACUUUAGCCUUAUAUGCCUUGUCUCAAAUGCGCUUUUUAAAUAGUCAAAUAGCUCUUAAAUUCAUGAAAAGUAUUAUCGACUUUAUUUUAUCGAAUCGCGAUGCGGAGGGAAUCAACUGUCAUUUGAUGUACUCCAUUUUGUUAAAAUUAAAUCGGCUUUCAAAUAUCAAAUCAACUGGAUAAUUGACCUUAACUAUGAUAAAUGCGUUAAAAAUAAAAAAUGUAGGAAGGAUUUCGAAAAAUCACAAUAAAUGAUUAUGAUGACAUUCCAAUUUAUUAAUUUUUUUUG
Gordionus sp. m RMFG-2023 is the source of this 2402-nucleotide messenger RNA. Its product is annotated as regulator of MON1-CCZ1 complex-like. Bases 35 to 2296 code for a protein of 753 amino acids. NCBI's taxonomy places the organism in Eukaryota, Metazoa, Nematomorpha, Gordioida, Chordodea, Parachordodidae. The transcript is spliced from 18 exons. Gene Ontology annotation, biological process: regulation of autophagy. The record is from RefSeq and is a predicted model, not a curated record. Gene Ontology annotation, cellular component: Mon1-Ccz1 complex; lysosomal membrane; late endosome membrane.